Cyphellophora europaea CBS 101466 is the source of this 354-nucleotide messenger RNA. RefSeq lists its product as uncharacterized. Gene Ontology annotation, molecular function: protein kinase activity; ATP binding. The annotation marks the transcript as partial. Lineage: Eukaryota; Fungi; Ascomycota; Eurotiomycetes; Chaetothyriales; Cyphellophoraceae. The transcript has a single exon. Gene Ontology annotation, biological process: protein phosphorylation. The record is from RefSeq and is a predicted model, not a curated record.
GAGGCCAAGAUCUAUAGACAGCUCAAGGCUAUACAAGGCAUCUAUAUCCUGGUCUACCUUAGAUUAUUCAAGGUCCCUAGACUAUUUCAUUAUCUCAGCACGGUCCUGAUUAUAUAUAUGCUAGUGCUUAGCUUUAGUAGCAAUUCAUUGAACCUCUUUACACUCUUGCGGCAGCCUGUUACCAUGACUAAUAGUCAGCAGCAACAAGCGCUAGCUAGAUUAGAGGCGAUUCACUCAGUGGGUGUCUUGCAUAGCGACGUUGUAAUGCGAAACAUCUUGUGGGACGUGUGGUCUAACAAGAUGUUGUGGCAUGAUUUUGAUCGCGCUGUCAUUGUCCAGCGAUCACCCCUUACC